AUGCCAUUGAACGCUAUAGGAUGGACAACUGAAGAAGACGAAAAACUAAUUGAAUUAGUGCAACCCCACGGACAUUUGUAUUGCUGGUUGGAUCCUUCCCGAAAGAAUAUACUCACUCGGGAGAGAACCUGGCAAGAAAUUGCUACGGAAAUUUUAAAACCAGUUGAGGAAUGUAAGAAACGAUGGAGGGGUCUCCGUGAUGGAUACACAAGAAACAAGCGCAUGGGAUCAAUACAUAAAUCUAAAUUACCCAUAUUUGAAAAACUGAAAUUUUUAGACGGCAUGCCCCUUGAUAGUUUGCAAAUAGAAAACAACACAUUGGAAACUAGAGAAAUAUUCGAUGAGGAUACCUCGGAGAGUCAAAUAUUAGAAGAACAAGUAGCUGCCGAGCAACAGGUCAUAACAGAUAAUCAGGAAUAUUAUGAAAUAACGCUUGUUGAUAAUCCUUUGCAAGAAACAGAUACUAAACCACAAAUUAUAAAAAUUGUCCCAAAGAAAAUUAAACUAGAAGGAAACAACCAAAUUGGCGAACCACCAAAAAAAAUUGGAAGAAAGAAUGCUGGCAGGAAAAAGUCAGUGCCGAUUCCAAGAAAUAUUCCACCUAUUAAAAUAUUACCAAAACCGAUUGUAAUGAACGAACCUAGGAUAAUAAAAUGUGUCGAGGAUCCAAAAACGCCAGAGCAAAGAUCGCAAGUCAUUGAUAAACUUAUUGAGAAGAUAUUGAAAGAGAAUACAAAUGAAAUAGACGUAUUCUUCAGAAGUAUGGCGGCUAGCGUUAAGAAACUACAACCAAAUUUAAUUCCAAAAGUGAAAAUGGAAGUGUGUAAUGUAAUAGCAAAAUAUGAAAUGCAGAGUUUCGAUAAGAACAUGCAGAAUAGUUAA
Molecule: messenger RNA, 882 nt
Organism: Danaus chrysippus (African queen)
Lineage: Eukaryota; Metazoa; Arthropoda; Insecta; Lepidoptera; Nymphalidae
Source: the annotation of a GenBank genome assembly